Messenger RNA from Diaporthe amygdali, 1683 nucleotides. RefSeq lists its product as uncharacterized. Gene Ontology annotation, biological process: regulation of transcription by RNA polymerase II. Bases 1 to 1683 code for a protein of 560 amino acids. The transcript is spliced from 3 exons. NCBI's taxonomy places the organism in Eukaryota, Fungi, Ascomycota, Sordariomycetes, Diaporthales, Diaporthaceae. Gene Ontology annotation, molecular function: DNA-binding transcription factor activity, RNA polymerase II-specific; zinc ion binding. The record is from RefSeq and is a predicted model, not a curated record.
AUGCCUCCGCGAAGGUCCCACAAAAAGAGUCGAGCCGGGUGCCGCAGGUGCAAGGCGCGAAAGAUAAAGUGCGAUGAAGUUCACCCACGAUGUGGCAACUGCGUCAAGCACGGCGUGCCUUGCGACUUCGAGAACCCAGAUGUUGCUCACGAACUUCACUCCAUUCUGGCCGGAUCAACAGCAUCUCCAGGUUCCAGCGGCCAGGGUACUUCGAUAGAUGACCUGCUCUCAGAAGCGACGAUGCCUCGCCCAGGAGGUUAUGUCCCCGCCACGCCGCAAUCCGCCGCAUUCUCGAUACCUCUGUACCGCCAGCCACCACAGCCGCUACCUGGAUCACAACCAGUCGGUCGCCUCACCGAGCUCCGCCUGAUGCACCAGUACACAAACCACACCUACAAGACACUCGCCAUCACCUCGCCUGAGACGGCGGAAAUGUGGGGUGUGAGAAUCCCGAACCUCGCCUUUACUGGAUCUACACACUUGAUUGAUGCCAUUCUCGCCGUGUCGGCACUUCACAUGAGGAGCUUAUGCCCGAACGACACCGAACUGGUCCGCGCCGGGCACGCAUACAUGGCAUCGUGUCUGAAUAAUUACAGUAAUAGUCUAAAAAGUGGCAUCAACGCGGAAAACGCUGCAACACUGUUCCUCACGUCCACACUCAUCGCCUUCCAGAGCACUGCCACGCGAAUAUUCACAAAGGACGAGUCUCCAUUCGCCUUGAUGAACGCUGUUGGCUUUGAAGGACGGGACAUCGGAGCGUCCGGCAGCGUAUAUCAGCCGCCGCUGACUUGGUUCCACUCCUUUCAGGGCGUCAAGACGGUCGUGGCAGCGUCGUGGGCAUGGCUGAAACAGAACGAUAUCAUCCUCACAAUAAUCGACUCCCAGCCCGUGUUACACUUGAACUUUAGUCGAGCGACAGAGGGAUUCUUUGGCCACUUGCUCGAUGACCUGGACGAGGAAGUCGCCGCGCUAAGCUCGUCGCCGGUGACCCCGGCACAGGAUCCGAACUGCGGUAUGCCAGGAAACGAGCCGAUGGACCUAGCGACAAGCACUCGCCAGGCCUAUCAACACGCAGUGGCGACCUUGAACUGGGCCCACAGCAAGCCGGGCAAAGGAGCCCUUGCAUUUCCAGCGACUGUUUCAAAGCGAUUUGUUGAGCUGGUUGAGGAGAGGCGGCCGCGGGCUCUCGCCAUCCUAGCGUCCUUUUUCGCGCUGUUGAAGGUUCUUGACAACAUCUGGUGGUUACAAGGGAUGUCCAGGAGGGAAGUUUUGGGAAUCGUAUCGCUGUUCAACUCCGACUACUUCGGCCCCGAUAUCGAGCGCAAGUGGUGGCCGCAUCUUGAGUGGGCAGUCCGCCUGGCGCUGUACGACACAGGCAGCAGCGGCAACACCCACAUACCCGUCGACAUGUGGGGUGCUGGCUGGGCUGAAGAGCAGCCGAGCGAGCUCACCUUCACGAGCCAUAUCGAGAUGCUGAGCGAGCUUGUCAACCCAGGCUCGCCCCUCCCUCCGCCACCGAGUGACACCCCACGAACGCCGCCCAAGGAGCAAGCCCGAAAGCAGAGCGACCGACUCGCCACGCCCCCGGGCCCCGAUACUCCGGGAAGGUCCAAGAAGCUUGAUGAGGUCUACCGCAGCGGUGGAGCAAUAUUUGUUGCCAACGAGGGAAGCGAUUCUGGGUGA